Molecule: messenger RNA, 1347 nt
Organism: Pisolithus orientalis
Lineage: Eukaryota; Fungi; Basidiomycota; Agaricomycetes; Boletales; Pisolithaceae
Product: P-loop containing nucleoside triphosphate hydrolase protein
Exons: 3
Coding region: 1-1347 (448 amino acids)
Biological process (GO): tRNA methylation; tRNA wobble uridine modification
Cellular component (GO): mitochondrion; cytoplasm
Molecular function (GO): GTP binding
Source: RefSeq, a predicted model, not a curated record
AUGGUAGCCUACAACGUUGUGUUUGCGGGAGAAACUGGAGUCGGGAAGAGUUCCCUCAUCAACCUUCUCUUCGAUCUGGAAGUUUCCCCGACGUCCAACGACAUUCUGGGAGUCACAGACGGAAGAAAACGAUUUAUCGCCAUUCAGGAUUCGGACGUCUAUCGCCUAUGGGAUACUCCCGGUUUUAACGAAGGGACUCAGGGGAAUGUCUUAACACACCAAGCCACGAAAGAACUAGAAUCUCUCUUCAAGGAGUUAGAGUCGGCGGAUGGAGUCCAUCUCCUUGUAUUCUGUUUCCGGUUCACCAAGUUUUUCACAACUGGCCUCCAAAGAGUAUACGAGUCUGUCGUUGCUUCUAUACAUGGUAGUCAAGUGCCCAUCGUUGCAGCAGUAACACAUGCAGACGAGAUGAGGCAGAUUCCGGAAAAUUGGUGGAAUGGGACCGAGCCGCAGCGCAAACAAAAAGGGUUAUUAUUUGUAGAUUAUGCCUGCGUGUCUACUUUGGAGGACGAGGACUAUCCUCCGACACUGGGAAGACGGGCAAAGGCGAAGAAUGACAUGUGGCGGUUGAUCAAAGGACAUGCUGAACCCUUGCUGCUGUCCAGCUCCCUUCCCAAGGAGGUCAACGUGAUCCUCUUCGGACAAACAGGGGUCGGGAAGAGUUCGGUCGUGAACUUGAUCGCUGGUCGGCCUGUUGCCGAAGUUAGCCCGGACGCGGAAGGCUGCACCAUGAGCUCUACAGAAUACCGGUUCGUAGUGGGAGCACACGAUUUCCGCAUCUGGGACACGGUCGGUCUCGAAGAGCCUGCAGUCGGAAUGAACGCAUAUUUCGAAGCCAUAUUGAAAGCGCUGCAGCUGAUCCGUCGAGUGGCAGCUGCUGGCGGGGUCAACCUUCUCCUGUUCUGUAUGCCAGGUCGAAGGGUCACAAAGACUGCCCAAAGCAAUUACAGGCUAUUUUACGAGAUGCUUUGCGAGAGUAAAGUUCCCAUUGGCCUUGAUAUGGAAGACUGGUGGAUGCGGAACAAGAGAGCUCUUCACGACCACGGCAUCAAGAGUGUCGGACACGCUUGCGUAACUGGGCUGCCGUAUCAUCCGGUGAAAUACGCACUGUCCAGAGCUGCGAUAUACGGCUUGCUGACGGACUGCGAUCGCUUUGGGAAAUACAUCAUGCCGACUGAUGAUUGGUUCGGGAAGGUGGCGAAGAAUAUGAAAUCGCUUAUCGUUGGAGCGGGUCUACCAAAGGGCGAGAGGCUGACCCAGGCAUUGGUAACGCGCUGUGGCUUGAAGGAGGAUGAUGCUAGACGAUUGAGAAGGUACCUCGAGGAGUCUGAAGGACACGUUCUUUGA